UCGUUCGCCUCCUUCGGGCCGCGGGACACACACACACGCGCGCGCGGCCGCCAUGGCUUUCGCCACCCGCUCCUUCGUGCGCUUCGCCUCCACGGCGGCGGCCGCCAAGAAACUCGCGGUGAAGCAUGUGACGGUGAUCGGGGCCGGCCUGAUGGGCGCCGGGAUCGCCCAGAUUGCUGCAGCCACUGGCCACACAGUGAUACUAGUGGAUCAGACAGAAGAAAUACUAAACAACUCCAAGAAAGGAAUUGAAGAUAGUCUGAAAAGAUUGACAAAGAAAAAGUUUGCAGACAAACCAGAGGCUGGUGCGGAGUUCAUUGAAAAAACGUUAAAGAACUUGACCACAAGCACAGAUCCAGUCUCUGUAGUACACAGUACUGACCUUGUAGUGGAGGCAAUUGUGGAAAACUUAUCGGUGAAGAAUGAGCUCUUCAAGACACUGGAUAAGUUUGCACCAGAACAUACAAUAUUUGUCAGCAACACUUCAUCCUUGCCCAUAACAGACCUAGCCAAUGCUACCACCAGGCAGGACCGGUUCGGUGGCCUACAUUUCUUUAACCCCGUGCCUCUGAUGAAACUUGUAGAGGUUAUCAAGACACCAAUGACCAGUCAGAGGACUUUUGAGUCCCUCAUGGAUUUCAGUAAAGCCCUUGGGAAGAAUCCAGUAUCGUGCAAGGACACUCCAGGGUUUGUUGUCAACAGACUGCUUGUGCCUUACCUGAUGGAAGCAAUUCGACUUUUUGAGAGAGGAGAUGCAUCAAAGGAAGAUAUUGAUGUUGCCAUGAAGUUGGGGGCAGGCUAUCCCAUGGGCCCCUUUGAACUCCUGGACUAUGUCGGUUUGGAUACCACUAAAUAUAUUAUAGAUGGGUGGCAUGAAUCAUAUCCAGACAACCCCAUCUUUGCUCCAAGCCCACUGUUGAAUCAGCUGGUAGAAGAAAAGAAAUUGGGAAAGAAGACUGGAGAAGGAUUUUACAAAUACAAAUGAACUUUGUAAUGUAACCUGGUGGUUUUUUUUCCUGCCCAUGUAAGGGUAACUUGCAUGCCACUUGGCAUUUCCUUACUUGCUUAAUCAGGGCCUUUAUAUAUAUAUAAAGUCAAUUCUGUGCACCUUAAUUGUCAUGUCUUUGAACCAAUGGUAUACCCUAGCCAAUGAUCUGUUCCCUUGAUGUAUAAUUCUGAGACCUUAACACACUCAAGUGCCUUUCUUCUUGAGCUACUUUUUAUUCACACACACGGGAGUGGCUCAGAGACUAAGCAGAAGCUGAGCUUAUGGGUUUGUAACAAUCUGUUAAACUGGGAGAUAUUUUAUUGCAAAUAAAUUAGUCCCCAAAUCAGCUGGAAAUAGUAUUUACAUUGAUUUUGAUCCAGUAGAUGGCAGUAUGGCAAUAUCAUUCUGAAUUCAUAGCCUGCAUAGAAGCUGUUUUCAUGUCACUGCUAGAAUUUUUACCCAGUGUCUUGCCAACUUAUACACACUGCUGUAAGUAACUAGGCAUCUGCACUACGAGGCCUCAUAGUCUAUUGCCUUUAUGAGCUGGCUGGAUAGCUCAGUGAGAUAGGUAUCUGGCUGUGGAGACAGAGGCUGAGAGUUCAGUUCCCUGCUGUGAAACUCAGAAGAGCCAGCCUGUGUGGCCUUAGGCAGAUUGCACAGACCUAGAAUGUAACCCAGAAGAAGGGAAUGGAAAAGCACUUCUGAGUACUGCCUUAAAAGGGUUGCUGUAAGUCAGAAUUGGCUUGACAGCACACAAUUAUUAUUGUCUUUAUAUUCAACUUUUACUUUGCAAGCACUUUACCUGCAUUAUAUAAUAGAAAUGACACAGAUUUGGAACAGCAGCAUGAGGAAGGGAGAUACUCUCUCUUUCCACCCACCCUUUAAAAGAAUAUGCUGCUAAGGAAAAAGAUAUGAAAAGAAACUCUUUCAGUUCUAGUGUUUCUUAGUUUCCAUUAACUCCAAGGCCACCAUAAUACAUUGUGGUUACAUCUUCAGGAAAACUAUCUAUCAAGGGUCCCGCCCCCACUCCAAAGUAUCUAAGUUGGUCAAGCAUUUCCUUUAUUCUUAUUAACAUUCUCUUGCUGUAAUUGGAUUAAAAAAACCUAGAGAGAAGCUGGUAGAGUAAAACAAACAAACAAACAAAUCCCAGUGGUUUGUACUUGAUUAGAAUUUAUGGACUUCUCUUUUGUUUGUAUUAAAAGAUGAUUGAAUUAACAUGAAUAUCUUCAGCCAAACAAAAGCAGCCCAGGAACAACUACCUGUAUUUUAGUUGUUGUUGAUUUGGAACAAGCAGUGAAUGAGCUGAUUCUUAAAUAAGUUUUUGUAAAUGAGAUCUAAGAAAAUGUAUCAGGUUUUGUUCUUCCCCCAAAAUAAAAAACACUUGUAAUAUGUGAUUUUCA
Molecule: messenger RNA, 2388 nt
Organism: Pogona vitticeps (central bearded dragon)
Lineage: Eukaryota; Metazoa; Chordata; Lepidosauria; Squamata; Agamidae
Gene: HADH
Product: hydroxyacyl-CoA dehydrogenase
Biological process (GO): fatty acid beta-oxidation
Cellular component (GO): mitochondrion
Molecular function (GO): NAD+ binding; (3S)-3-hydroxyacyl-CoA dehydrogenase (NAD+) activity
Source: RefSeq, a predicted model, not a curated record